Molecule: messenger RNA, 2729 nt
Organism: Myripristis murdjan (pinecone soldierfish)
Lineage: Eukaryota; Metazoa; Chordata; Actinopteri; Holocentriformes; Holocentridae
Gene: arid3c
Product: AT rich interactive domain 3C (BRIGHT-like)
Exons: 9
Coding region: 167-2014 (615 amino acids)
Biological process (GO): regulation of transcription by RNA polymerase II
Cellular component (GO): nucleus
Molecular function (GO): DNA binding
Source: RefSeq, a predicted model, not a curated record
GCGGCUCCGGGCUCCAACAUUCAACACCAACACAUUUCAACUAUUUAUUCAGCCACUAUCGAGCAGCAGAUAUCUGGAUGUUGAAUGCGGAACAUUAUCAGGUGUAACUUAGAGAGGAGACUCGUGUGAUCCGGCUGAUAUUUCGGCGCAUCUGACGGAGAGAAGCAUGGUUGAUAACACAAGUAUAGCAACGAAAUCUGCUUUGCAAGCUUCUUUCUCCCCCGCCAGCAGCCUUCCCCUCCUGGCUUCCUCCGCCUCCUCUCACAGCGCCUUCCCCGGCUCCCAGGCUCAUCAGGCCGGCAGCGGCGGCAUGAAGCUGGAGGCGGUCAUGGAGAACCUGCAGAGGCAACAGGCUGCGCGGCUGGCCCUGGAGGAGAAGCUCCGACAGGCGGAGAAAGAGAAAGACAUCCGCUCUAUGAUGGAGACCCAGAUGCACCAGCAAGCCUUGGCUUUCCGCCACUACCAGGCGGCGGUGCGGGGCGCCUUGGCCGCCGGAGUUGCCAACUCGUCCCCCGGGGUGACGCUCCCUCACAUGGACGUGCGCCGGCAGGCGGAGAGAGCCGACGAGGACGGCGACACCUCCGGAGCCGGCGGUGACACAGCCGAGCGGGACGAUGACGGAGAUGAUUUGGAGGAGCAGGGGGUCAUGGAUGAAGAGGAGGAGGAUGAAGACAAGGAAGUGCAGGGCGGCUUGAGCCACUACCUGCACCGCCAGCCGAUGCUCCAGGGAGCCUGCCUGUCUCCAAAGAGCACCCCGAUGCAUCUGAUGUCCAGAGUCCCGCCGUCUUUCGCCUCGGCCCGGCAGGCAGAGUCUCCAGCUCCGCACCCUCAGUCCCAGCACCACGAGUGGACCUAUGAGGAGCAGUUUAAACAGGCAGACAGAGGCAGUGGACUGGCAGAGAGGAAGCUGGGAAAUUCAAGUGUCAGUGGCAGCUCCGCAUCUCUGAUUCAGGAGCUGUAUGAAUUGGACGAUGAUGAAAAGCGCAAAGAGUUUCUUGAUGACCUUUUCAGUUUCAUGCAGAAAAGAGGGACUCCAGUGAAUCGGAUUCCUAUCAUGGCCAAGCAGGUGUUGGAUCUCUACAUGCUCUACAAGCUCGUCACCGAAAAAGGCGGCUUAGUGGAAGUCAUCAAUAAGAAAAUAUGGCGUGAGAUCACCAAAGGCCUUAACCUCCCUACCUCGAUUACCAGUGCAGCUUUCACUCUCCGAACACAGUACAUGAAGUAUCUCUACCCAUAUGAAUGUGAAAAGCGGGGACUGAGCUCCCCUGGUGAGCUUCAGGCAGCUAUUGACAGCAACCGGCGGGAGGGCCGGCGCCAGAGCUACGGCUCCGCCAUCUUCAACUACUCUCCUGUCGGCACUCCCACCCUCCUGUCUUCCCCAAAGAUGCAGAUGCCCCACCUACCCAUGUCCACUCACAACGGUGGCCAUAUCUCUCAGGCGCCCAUGAUCAAGAAAGAGGAGCCCAUGAUGGCCAGCUGCCUGCCCAGCCGCGUGGCCAUGCCCAUGUCUCUCGGUGGCCACCAUGCAGCAGCAGUGGCGGCCCAGGCAGCUGCAGCUCAGGCAGCUGCGGCUGUUCAGGCAGCGGCUCUGGAGCAGCUGAGAGAGAAGCUGGAAAGUGGUGAACCACCAGAGAAGAAGAUGAUGAUGGUGGCAGAGGAACAGCAGAGGAUCAUGCAACAUGCACUUCAGCAGAACCUGCUGGCCAUGGCCUCUCAGCUGCCCAUGAACAUCAAACUCAACAACAGAGAUGAUAGACAAGAGACCGCAUUGAACCUGUCUACCAACGGCAUUAGCAGCAUCAACAUGUCAAUAGAAAUAAAUGGAGUUGUCUACACAGGCAUCCUGUUUGCUCGGCGGUCAGCCAUAGCAGGGAUGACAGGACAUCAUGGAAACCACAGCAACUCUCAGGCUCAGGGAAAGACCAGUCCACAGAUGCAGCCAUCCUGCUCCUCUUCCUCCUCGUCCACCUCCUCCUCCUCCUCACUUCAUGGACACGGAAACUCCUCCCCCUGAGUUCCCCUGCCCACCUCAGCCCCUCCUCAGCGACCACCCUGGAGGGGGAUCUUAUUUCGUUCCCAAAGACACCAAGCAGUUGCAGACACCCUGAGAGAAACUCAUUGUUUUUGAAGGUGGCUUCUCUCCAUCCCAUUGAUCAGAUUCCUUGUAGGUCAGCUGAAAACAGAUUGAAAAGCAACAAACUCUUAUUUACAAACUAAAUACUUUGGCAGUAAAAGAUGUGCUUGUCCUUACCCCCUUUUACCCCCCUUACUCUGAAUAAUAGUGUGUUUAGAGGACAUUUUACCUUUGUGUGUUAAGGCUAUAUAUGAUCUCGGCUGUCUUUCACUUCCUUAAAGACAUCGGUCUGGAACAGCUCAGCAGCACGGCGGCCCAUCAACUCAAGGUGCAGCCUGGACAAAGCCAAAUGAAGACUUCCUUUGCUGCACCAUUUCAAUCAGAAGAUGAGGCUGUGCUGAUCAUCUAACCUCAAGCAAGAAAUGUUAAUCGAUCGGUUAAGUUUGUUGGCAUUAUCAAAGACUAAUGAAACUCGCUGCUUACAGCUAAAACCAAAGAAGAGAGCAGAUCUGAAAAUGUACUGAGCACAACACUGGCACAGCAGUCGCAGCAUUUAAAGAGAGCUUUAGCACCAAUGAUCAAACCAGAGGAAUAGAGCAAGAAUACGGUCAAGCAGACAAAGCACAUCCUAGGAAGGAAACCAUGGCGGCAGUGU